GUACUGACUCCUACUACUACUCUACUACUAGUUAGCAGCCAUGAUCCAUCCCAACGAAUAACACCGUUCUGUCCUCCAGUUGAUCAAUUUACUAAUCACCUCAUCAGUUAGCCCACAAAAUUAAUUAAUUGACUGACUAAUCACCAUCAUUUAGCUCACUUAAUUACUAGUAAUUGGGAUUUAGGAUUUCCCCCAAAGCCCACAACUCCAGAGCAAGGUAGGCAGCAAAGUGAGCCAAGCCCAACCCCCGAAGCAUCCAACGCGAGAGGCGGCGAGAUGCUGUCGUCUUCCACCUCCACCCACUGCCUCCACCAGCCGCCGCCGCCGCCGGCGAGCCACCAAUUCCGGUCGGCCGCCGCGUUCCGCCGCCCUCCGUCUCCGGCGGCGGCGCCCCUCCGCGCGCGGCCGCAGCGCGGGGGCGGCACCACCAUCCGCGCCAUCGACGCAGCCCAGCCGUUCGACUACGAGUCCCGCGCGGCGGGGCUCCUGGAGGAGCGGCAGCGGCUCAAGAUCGCCAUCGUCGGGUUCGGCAACUUCGGCCAGUUCCUCGCCCGCACCUUCGCGCGGCAGGGCCACACGCUGCUCGCCCACUCCCGCUCCGACUACUCCUCCCUCGCCGCAUCCGUCGGCGCGUCCUACUUCCAGGACCCGCACGACCUCUGCGAGUGCCACCCGGAUGUGGUGCUCCUCGCCACCUCCAUCCUCUCCGCCGAGGCCGUCCUCCGCUCGCUCCCCGUCCACCGCCUCCGCCGCAACACCCUCUUCGUCGACGUGCUCUCCGUCAAGGAGUUCCCCAGGAACCUCCUCCUCGGCUCGCUCCCGCCGGACUUCGACGUCAUCUGCACCCACCCCAUGUUCGGCCCGGAGUCGGCGCGCGACGGCUGGGACGGCCUCCCCUUCGUGUUCGACAAGGUCCGCGUCGGCGACUGCCCCGCGCGCCGCGCCCGCGCCGAGGCCUUCCUCAACAUCUUCGAGCGGGAGGGGUGCCGCAUGGUGGAGAUGACCUGCGCCGAGCACGACGCGCACGCCGCCGAGACGCAGUUCCUCACCCACACCGUCGGCCGGAUGCUCGCCAUGCUGGAGCUCCGGUCCACGCCGAUCAACACCAAGGGGUACGAGACGCUGCUCCGCCUCGUCGACAACACCUGCAGCGACAGCUUCGACCUCUACAAUGGCCUCUUCAUGUACAACAAGAACUCCACCGAGCUGCUCAAUCGCCUCGAAUGGGCCAUGGAUUCCGUCAAGAAGAAGCUCUUCGAUGGCCUCCACGACGUGCUCCGGAAGCAGCUCUUCGAGGGCUCGCCGCACGCUCCCAACAACACCCCCGUCAGGAAGUAGCCGCAUCAUCGUCUUCCUCCUCCGCGCUCCAAGCCACCAUGGCUCCAUAUGGUACUGUAUCAUGAAAUGCUCUGUUACUCAACUUAAGUUCUUGAUGCUCAUACUUGCAUUGCAAUGUGCAAAUCUGCAUCUGUAUUAUUCUUUACAGGGUUCUUUGAACCCUUUGUUCCUUGCCUUGUUAGUUGUGCUUCAUUCCAAGUAAUUUCCUCUUGGGAAGAAAAAGAUAUCUUGGAAUUAUGAUUAUAUGAGGAUGAAGAAAUAAACUUUGGCAUUGUCAUGAA
Messenger RNA from Oryza sativa Japonica Group (Japanese rice), 1619 nucleotides. Its product is annotated as arogenate dehydrogenase 2, chloroplastic. The record is from RefSeq and is a predicted model, not a curated record. Gene Ontology annotation, biological process: L-tyrosine biosynthetic process. Gene Ontology annotation, molecular function: prephenate dehydrogenase (NAD+) activity; prephenate dehydrogenase (NADP+) activity; arogenate dehydrogenase (NADP+) activity. NCBI's taxonomy places the organism in Eukaryota, Viridiplantae, Streptophyta, Magnoliopsida, Poales, Poaceae.